GAAAUUUCUCCAAAUCCGACUGUUUAGGGUUUGCAAUCACCGUCACAGUCGUCCACUUCAAUGUCAUCUGUGAAAGCUGAUUUGGGUGUGGAUGCACUGAAGUGCAAAUGCGGCCUUCGAUCUCCAUUAAGAACCUCUUGGACAACUGCAAAUCCUGGGAGGCGCUUCUUUGGGUGUUCCAUAUAUGAUGCACAGAAGAAAGCCGGGCAAUGCUGUUUUUUCGUUUGGUUUGACAAAGAGACAUGUCCCCGGGGAAAGGAAGUGCUACCUCAAUUACGUAAUGAAUUGAAUUGUUUGAAGGAAGAGGUUAUACAACUUAGAGCACGAAAGAGGCAGCUUACUCAAAUGUUGCUAUUUUUGACAGUUGUGUUUAUUGCUUUUGUAGGAGUAUGGUUGAUGGGGUGCUUGUAAUGUUUUUAUCUUUUUGUAAUGGUAGUGUGUUUGUGAAGGAAGUAUUUGUAAUGGUACAUUCGGCUUUGGCAUUUUUGGAUGGUUGAUGGAGUGAAUUUAACACUCCCAUUUUGUGACUUUGGAUCAUUGUAUGUAUGGUACUCCCAUU
Molecule: messenger RNA, 559 nt
Organism: Alnus glutinosa
Lineage: Eukaryota; Viridiplantae; Streptophyta; Magnoliopsida; Fagales; Betulaceae
Exons: 2
Coding region: 61-411 (116 amino acids)
Molecular function (GO): zinc ion binding
Source: RefSeq, a predicted model, not a curated record